AGGCGGGGUGGGCCGGGGACGCGAGGCGGAGCGGGGCCCCCGCACAGGCCGCAGCGGCUGGCUCGGCCCUACGGUCCCGGCGGCGGCUGCAGGAGGAAGCCCGGUGGCUGCGGAGGAGGGGAGGCGGAGAGGCCGAGGCCGCUCGCGAAGACGCUCCCCGGCUCCGCAGGGAAAGGCUCCUAGAAGGUGAGUACGGACGGUAUGCAAAGUUGUGAAUCCAGUGGUGACAGUGCGGAUGACCCUCUCAGUCGUGGCCUACGGAGAAGGGGACAGCCUCGUGUGGUGGUGAUCGGCGCCGGCUUGGCUGGUCUGGCUGCAGCUAGAGCACUUCUGGAGCAGGGCUUCACGGAUGUCACUGUGCUUGAGGCUUCCAGCCAUAUUGGGGGCCGUGUGCAGAGCGUGAGACUUGGACACGCCACCUUUGAGCUGGGAGCCACCUGGAUCCAUGGAUCCCAGGGGAACCCUAUCUAUCAACUAGCAGAAGCCAAUGGCCUUUUGGAAGAGACCACAGAUGGGGAACGCAGUGUGGGCCGCAUCAGCCUCUACUCCAAGAAUGGCGUGGCCUGCUACCUUACCAACCGUGGCCGCCGCAUCCCCAAGGACGUGGUUGAGGAAUUCAGCGAUUUAUACAACGAGGUCUAUAACUUGACCCAGGAGUUCUUCAGGCAUGGUAAACCAGUCAAUGCUGAGAGUCAGAACAGCGUCGGGGUGUUCACCCGGGAGAAGGUGCGGAAUCGAAUCAGGGAUGACCCUGACGACACAGAGGCCACCAAGCGCCUGAAGCUCGCCAUGAUCCAGCAGUACCUGAAGGUGGAGAGCUGUGAGAGCAGCUCUCACAGCAUAGACGAGGUGUCCCUGAGCGCCUUUGGAGAAUGGACGGAGAUCCCUGGCGCCCAUCACAUCAUCCCCUCGGGCUUCAUGCGAGUUGUGGAGCUGCUGGCUGAGGGCAUUCCUUCACAUGUCAUCCAGCUGGGGAAACCUGUCCGUUGUAUCCACUGGGACCAGGCCUCGGCUCGCCCCCGGGGUCCUGAGAUUGAACCCCGUGGUGAGGGUGACCACAAUCACAACACUGGGGAGGGUGGCCAGAGUGGAGAGAAUCCCCAGCAGGGGAGGUGGGACGAGGAUGAGCAGUGGCCUGUAGUCGUGGAGUGCGAGGAUUGUGAGGUGAUCCCAGCGGACCACGUGAUUGUGACCGUUUCACUAGGCGUGCUCAAGAGGCAAUACACCAGUUUCUUUAGGCCAUGCCUGCCCACGGAGAAGGUGGCCGCAAUCCACCGCCUGGGCAUCGGUACCACUGACAAGAUCUUCCUUGAAUUCGAGGAGCCCUUUUGGGGCCCCGAGUGCAACAGCCUGCAGUUUGUGUGGGAGGAUGAGGCAGAGAGCUGUACCCUCACCUAUCCACCUGAGCUCUGGUACCGCAAGAUCUGUGGCUUUGAUGUCCUUUACCCACCAGAGCGUUAUGGCCACGUGCUGAGUGGCUGGAUCUGUGGGGAGGAGGCUCUCGUCAUGGAGAGGUGCGAUGACGAGGCUGUAGCUGAGAUCUGCACAGAGAUGCUUCGACAGUUCACAGGGAACCCCAAUAUACCAAAACCUAGGCGAAUCCUGCGCUCAGCCUGGGGCAGCAACCCAUACUUCCGGGGUUCCUAUUCAUACACACAGGUGGGCUCAAGUGGGGCAGAUGUGGAGAAGCUGGCCAAGCCCCUGCCCUACACAGAGAGCUCCAAGACAGCGCAUGGAAGCUCCACAAAGCAGCAGCCUGGUCACCUUUUAUCAUCCAAGUGCCCAGAACAAUCCCUGGACCCUAGUAGGGGCUCCAUAAAGCCCAUGCAGGUGCUGUUCUCCGGGGAGGCCACACACCGCAAGUACUACUCCACCACCCACGGUGCUCUGCUCUCUGGCCAGCGUGAGGCCGCUCGUCUCAUCGAGAUGUACCGAGACCUCUUCCAGCAGGGGCCCUGAAAGGUGUCCUCACUGCCAAAUGUGUUCCUUAAAGAACCACUGACUCGUGACUGCUGGUCCUCGUCCCUUGCCCCUGUGCUCUUAAUUUCCUAAUUUUCUGUAGAAUGGAAUUUACCUUCUGUAGUGGACACUGGGCUGAUGUCAGACCUGGCCUAUAGCUUUUCUUUUUCUCCAGGCUGGGUAACCACAGGUGGGAUUCUGCUUCCUGCUUUCCUCCCACUCUCUAUGUUAUUGCAAGUGCCUUCAAUACUUUGCAUUUUGGGAUAAUAAAAGAAGUGACCCUUCCCAUGCUCCUUUGCUUC
Molecule: messenger RNA, 2261 nt
Organism: Arvicanthis niloticus (Nile rat)
Lineage: Eukaryota; Metazoa; Chordata; Mammalia; Rodentia; Muridae
Gene: Smox
Product: spermine oxidase
Biological process (GO): spermine catabolic process
Molecular function (GO): polyamine oxidase activity
Source: RefSeq, a predicted model, not a curated record